Messenger RNA from Capra hircus (goat), 2794 nucleotides. It is a transcript of the gene XRRA1, whose product is annotated as X-ray radiation resistance associated 1. The record is from RefSeq and is a predicted model, not a curated record. Gene Ontology annotation, cellular component: nucleus. Bases 179 to 2575 code for a protein of 798 amino acids. Gene Ontology annotation, molecular function: protein binding. NCBI's taxonomy places the organism in Eukaryota, Metazoa, Chordata, Mammalia, Artiodactyla, Bovidae. The transcript is spliced from 19 exons.
GGUGGAGCGGCUCCGAGAUUCCCGGGAGGCUCGGAGGCGCGCAUCCCGCCCGACCGGGACGUCGCCCCCGCGGACAUCUCGGAGGCGGAAGCGACGCCGGAGGCAGGUGAAGAAACAGGGGAAGAAACAGAAUAAAAAAGAAGUCAAGAGGUCUCUUCCAAGAUCAAAGAUCAAGGUCAUGGCCUCCACAGGACUCUACAAGCUGGAUGAUGGGAAGCCUCACCUGAGCAACUGCUUUCCAGCCAAAAGCCUGCUUCGGAUGCCAGAGGAAGCAGGCCGAGGACACUGGCUAGUGGCUCGGAAAGGUAGCCUCAAGAAGAAGCCCAAGAAUGUGGCUGAGACAACAGCUGAAGGUCAGGAAGGCCAGAAGGUUUCUUUUGAGGUUGGAGGGAAGAAAGGGUCUCGACAGGAAAACCGGUCGGACACUCCUGGACAGGCGCUGGACCUGGCUUUUCUGCUGAAGCACCACUGUGUGAAGGAUCCAUCAGACCUCUGCAACAUUAACGUGAGCGGCCUGAAGUUCUCCAAGGCUAAGGAAAAGGAUUUCAAGCAUUUUAAUUCAGUGAUUUACAUCAAUGCCUCAGAAAACCUGCUUCCUCUAGAGGCAUUUCACACGUUUCCAGUCUUAAAGGAACUGGAGCUCGCAUUUAACGGCAUCAAAACAGUCUACGUGAAAUACGGAGACUUUAAGUCCUUGGAAUUCCUGGACCUUUCCUUCAACAGCCUGACGGCGGAGGCCAUCUGUGACCUGGGGAUUCUGCCACACCUCCGUGUCCUGCUCCUCACAGGCAAUGGCCUCACCUCUCUGCCACCCAGUUUGGCUGUUGCAGAGCAGGAGGCGUCUGUCACGUCGCUGACCACCAAGAGGUACAUCCUGAGGUUCCCAGCGCUGGAGACACUGAUGCUGGAUGACAACAAACUCUCCAACCCCAACUGUUUUGUCAGCCUGGCCGGGCUCAAGAGACUGAAGAAGUUAAGCCUGGACCAAAACAAGAUUUUCCGGAUCCCGUACCUACAGCAGGUUCAGCUCCGAGAUGGGUCUGGAGAUUGGGUUGGAGGCAGGGGGAGUCCCCGGAAACAGCCCCAAUCCAUGCUGCAGCCCAAGUCGUGGAUCUAUGAGGCCUCAGAUGACCAGCCGGAUUAUACUAUACUGCCCAUGAAAAAGGAUGUUGACCGGACAGAGGUCGUGUUCUCAUCUUAUCCUGGAUUUUCAACCUCAGAGACGACCAAGGUAUGUGCGCUUCCGCCCAUAUUCGAGAUUCUUCCUGUGAAGUCACUGAAGGCAAGGAACCAGACGCUGGCCCCACCCUUCCCAGAGCUGAGAUACCUUAGCCUGGCCUACAACAAGAUUGCAAAGGAAGAUGCCAUCCUACCGGUAGCUCUCUUCCCAUCCCUCUGUGAGCUCAUCUUUCACAACAACCCUCUGGUGACCCAUACACGAGGGGUCCCACCACUGCUAAAAAGCUUCCUCCAGGAGCGGCUGGGAAUCCGCUUAAUUCGAAGGAAGAUCGUAAAGGCUAAGCAUCAUAUAUUGAUGCCUCGGAAGGACUCUCGGAAGGUGAAAACUCAAGUUCCCAAGGUGCCAAAGCAGCCUAUGAUUCUCCCUCACCCAUCCAUGAUGACCAAGUCUUCAUCAAAGGAGAUGCUGGAGUCAGAGGCAGAGCUGACUAAGGAGCCGUCUGCCACCAAAACCAUUUCUGUGGAGCGAGAGAUGCCUAUCGAGGGCCUGGGGGGCCCUCCCAUGCCCCACCGGACCUUCGUGCCACUGCCGCCCAUUUGCUCCAACUCCACUGUGCAUAGUGAGGAGACAUCCCACCGGAGCGAUGCUGCUGGCCGCCUCAGCCCAGACCACCUGUCAGAUGAGGACAGCAAGAGCACAGAGUCCAUCUUCUUGACCCAGGUCAGUGGGUUAUCUUCCUCCAUCUUCCGGAGGGAUGAUUCAGAGACAAAGGAGAAAGAACAAAGACCACCAUCCACAGCACCCGGAGAGGCAAAGAGGACUCAGAAGAAGCCCCCAUCUGCCUCUUUCCCCAGGAAGUACCAUGGCUAUGAGGAGCUGCUGACAGCCAAGCCUGACCCCACCUUCGUUGAGCCAAAAGGAAUCCAGAAGAAUGCACAGGCCUUGCAGCACAUGUUGAAACACCCGCUUGUAUACCGCUCCAGCAAGCCCAGGCUGGAUACUCUGCAGAAACACUAUGUUCCCAAGGAGAAGCGGACCCGGAGGAUCCCUGUUCCGCCCCAACGGAAGACUCGAGCCCAGCUGCUGGAUGACAUCCUCAUUCGCAUGCGGGCCACCCAGAACAUUACAGAGGCGCCACUAGGAGCCGUCCUGCGCCAGCGGACAGAGCAGCGGCUGGUGAACCAGAAGCAGUUCCUGGAGGCCAAAAAGCUGCUGAAGGAGUUCCGUGCACGCUACCGGCGGCUGGUGCGCUGCUCGCUGCGGUCAGUGUUUGGGACCACAGCACCGCCCCAGGCCCGCCCGGCACUGAGCGGGAGCCAGCCUCAGUUGGGCCGCUUCCUCGAAUUCAUGGAUGAAUUCUACCAGGAGCCCACAGCCAGUGACUUGAAAGGCUAGGGCUGUGCACAGGGCCAUGGGUGCCAACUAGCCUGUGCCCUGUACCCUUCACAAGGGUGCCACACCCUUGACCGCUCCUUGGGACAGGUUUAGGUCUCCAAGCUCUGCUCAGCCUUGCUUGCUGGCCACAGAGAGUGGGGAGCUGGUCAGGACCUCCCCUUCCUGGGCCAAGCAGGAAUCAGCACCUUGUCCAACAGCAAUAAAGAGUGAGUGCAUAGA